GAGCCUUGGAUGUAUGACAACCUCCCCGGUAUUCCUGGAGCAUGCCUACAAGUGCUCACAUGUGCUUACACACACCGCCGGCCUCUCCAAAAUCCAGCUUCGCGGAUACCUACUAAGGUAGGUAAAAGGCCAUCCCAGUUCAUGCUCAGCAGCCUACGAGCAGCAUCUUGCACACACGGCGUGUGAUCAAUUUACUACCAUGGCACCCCGCACCCGAGACGAGUUGCUGGCAUACGGCAGCAUGGAUCCUGUCAUGGCUCAAACACUUGCAACAAACCCCAUGCGGGCUCCUGAGCCAUCAGACCCGUAUUAUGGGCGCAACGACUUUCUAGCUGUUCGGGCACACAGCGCCCAGAUCUUGAAGGAGAAGCACGGACAGAGAUACAUCCCAGGACCGAUCCCGGAGCAGGUUCAUGAGGAGGACCGCAAAAUCCCGAUGCGAGACGGCAGUGAGAUCAAUGUCCGCAUAUAUCGGCCAGUAACAAGCGAGAGCAUCACCCGUCCAGAGACGAAGUGCCCGUUGAUUGUAAUGUUUCACGAGGGCGGAUUCUUCUUGGGAGACUAUACGGACCAGGAGGUCAACUGCAGACUCUUUGCCCGAGACUUGCAGGCCGUCUGUGUCAACGUAGAGUAUCGUUUGGCACCAGAAAAUCAGUUUCCAAUCUGGAUUGAUGAUUCCUGGGACACACUACAGUGGGCGGCGAGCAACGCCGGCACACUUGGCGCUGAUGCGUCUGCGGGCUUCAUCAUCGGCGGAGUGUCGGCAGGCGGCAACAUCGCCGCAGUGCUCGCUCACCUGGCGCGAGACAGGGGACUGUCGCCUCCGCUGACUGGUCAAUACCUGUCGGUACCGCCCAUCACGAUGUACCUAGAGCCGUCUGAGAUGCCUGCGCAGUAUCGCGAUGAGUACCUGGGCCACCCAGACAUUACACCAAACCAGGAUCCAGUUCUGAGCAGCCAGGUUGGGUCAGAGGCCCGGGCAAAGUAUCAAACCUUGCUCAACACCAACUAUGAGAGUCCGCUGCAGGUGCCAUUCCUCUUUAGGACACAACCAGGUGGCCACAAGGGCGUGCCGCCUGCAUACUUUCAGAUAUGCGGGCUCGACCCGCUGCGUGACGAAGGUCUAAUAUAUGAGCGCGUGCUGAGGGAAGAGGCAGGUGUGGCGACACGAGUGGACGUGUACGGCGGGUACGGUCACUGCUUCUGGUCCAUGUGGCCAGACUUGCCCCCGGAGCCGCGAGUUUGUACAAGACACUGUCAGGGGGAUGGCGUGGUUGCUGGAUCAGUCCAAGUGACCUGACAGAGGUGCUGUCAGUGAGGGGUACGGGUCGAAGUGAAUCUGGCUGAUGCGAGGACCACCCAUGGGUGCAACAGGUUGAAGUAUACCUUCUGGAUAGUGUGUGUUUAUUACCUAC
Molecule: messenger RNA, 1415 nt
Organism: Microdochium trichocladiopsis
Lineage: Eukaryota; Fungi; Ascomycota; Sordariomycetes; Xylariales; Microdochiaceae
Product: lipase 2
Exons: 4
Coding region: 200-1300 (366 amino acids)
Molecular function (GO): hydrolase activity
Source: RefSeq, a predicted model, not a curated record